UAUUCGGCAUUGUUAGCCGGUGGUUGCGUUUUUUUUAUCGGAAGGUGUUGUGUGAAGCUGUAAUAAGUGAUACGCAAAUAUUAAAAAAAGUUACGCGCUCAACAAAUUUUUGCAAUUAACGCUAUUCGGAUUUUAUGCAGUUCACUUUUUGUGAAGUGUAGUGGUUAUAAAUAAUGUCGAAUGAGCAAAACGAAGAAUUACCAACUUCGUCUGCUAAUACUGAAGGAAAAAUUAUUGAUACUACAUCAGAUCGCACAUUUGCUAAAUAUCGUUCACUUAUAAUAUCCGAGUGUGGUUUUAAAAUAACCACGACGGAAAGUUAUUUGAAGCGUCUUCAAAAUUUACGCAAAGAAUUGACUUACAUUAACGAGACAGAUUGGAUGUUUGAGCCUUUGGACAAAAAACCGUCUCAAUAAAAAUAAAUUGCUUUUUAUAAACAAAUUCAAAUUCAACAACUAAAACAAAAUGUUUACAAUACUCAAGAAAAUUUGGGAUUCUUUCGAACCCGCAGAUAAUGCACGGGACAAUUUUAAUAGGCAAACUGAACAGCUUGAAACUAUAAUUUACAAACAAGAGUGUCAAAAUAUUGUCAAGCCAUUAUAUGAAGCCCAAGAUGAAAAAAAAAUCGAAAAGAGUGAUUAUUACAAUGGUACCGGUAUUAUCACUUUGUUGAAAGAUGAUCAUGGGAUCCUAGAUAAUAAUAUUAUUUUUGAUACAUCCGUUGGAGGUGGUUUGGGUUGUGAACUUCGAGUUGGAUCCCGUGUGCGUUAUAUGGCGUACAAAGAUGAGGAAGGGCCGGUUAAAGUUUUUAAAAUAACAGAAGUUUUGGAAAAUUGCUGGGAUGAGUCUGGAAAUAUAGAUGAAGAAACUCUCAGGAAGCAGGUUGAUCAACUUAAAUUAGAGAAACCAGAUUAUUUCGCAGUACAUCAACGCAAUAUUUUGGGUUUGAUAGUGGAACGUGCACCAGAUUCUAUCGUUGUUGAUACUGACUAUAAAGUUAUGACUAUAACUUUGGAAUCAGUUGAAAUUAGUUUUGUGCCACAGGAAGGUGAUCGUGUUCUUGUUCAUUGUAACGUUCAAAACGACGAUAAAUUUUUGGACAAACAAGGGGAAAUAUUGGAAGAAAUCGCUGUUCAUCCAGCACGUUUAUUAAAAAAACAACGCUGUACUGUAACCAAAAUAAAGGAAGGUUGGGCUGUCUUAAAUAGAGAUUGUUAUUUAAUCUUUGAUGUAUCUCCUGAAGCCUCUAAACUGCGUAUCGGCGAUUCUAUUAUAGCAGAUAUGGUAGAAUGUGAAAGGGGCAAUUUCGUGUGGCGGUGUAUUAAAUUUGAAACUGAAGAUAUGGCUUACAGCGAUACGAAAGCCUUUGAAAAGUCAAUGGAAUCACAAGUUGUAAAAGUAUCAAGUGAUGUGCGUCAUGUAUUCUCAGGUUUACACCAAAAAGUGACUGUAGAAUUUACAAUUGAAAACAACACAGAUGAAGUACUAAAAGUGUUGGCUAUAGAAUUCUUUGGUAAAAGACAAAUCCAAAUAAAACUUAUUGAUAAAGACUUGUGUAAAGGAUUCGACAUAAAAUCGCGUAGUAGUGUACCAUUGCGAUUCGAAUGUGAAUCUUUGGUUUUUGGUAAUUCACACGAAUUCUUUUUAAUUCAGUUUCAUGGAUUUCGUAUUAAACGUUCCAUUAAUCUUACCGUAUGUGGAAGUGAGGAAGAGGCAGCGGAAUAUCGACAACGUGUUCUUGAAUUACCUGUACCAAUGGCAAAUGGACGCUCAUCAUCACAUCGCUCACGAUUUUAUGCUCAUUCGGUUUGGGGACGAAAAUGUGAACUUGUUUCGGGUGUCGGUAUAGGUCCCAAAAGACGGUUUAUAAAGCAUCGUAUUCCGCCAUAUGACGUACCUAAACGAUUGAAAGAGGCAUAUCUUACAUCAAGGUCAAAAAACGAUAUGACCGAUGGUGUUGAAACGUAUUUUCCGAGUGUUAAAGAAGAACUGACAGCACGAAAUUAUGUAACUAAAUUCCAAGUGCUAUUGCAUUUGGAAGAAAUUGAAUAUUUUGUUACAUUCCGCAAUUAUGAUAUGGAGCGUGCACAUUUCACUCGUGUUGGAGAAUAUCUAUCGUUAGUUAUAGAAAAUUUAGCUGAACGUCGUCCAUCACUUGUACUUGGAGACACGGUACAUGCUUCAAAUCCUUGGGAGCUAGGUGAACCAACAGCGCGUACGUAUGAAGGAAGCAUUCAUAAAGUCCUCUUCGAUCGUAUAUACUUAAAAUUUAAUGCUUCCUUUCAAAACAACUAUAACGGUGAAGAUUACCGGCUAGAAUUCUUUUUUUCUCGAUAUGGCUUUCGUAAGCAACAUCAUAGUAUCGUUAAAGCAGUUACCCACUUGGGAGAAGACUUUCUAUUUCCAACUCGUAUUAAGACACGUCCAAAUGCACAAUUAGCAAUUAACUUAAAUGCAGAUGAUGAUUUAAUUUUGGAAGGUAAAAAACACGACUGGGUCAACACCAAAUUAAAUAGCAUACAGAAACGUGCGGUUUACAAUAUUUUACGUGGGGAGGCCUAUAACAUGCCAUACAUAAUCUUUGGACCUCCUGGUACAGGCAAAACUGUAACACUCAUUGAAACAAUCAUACAAAUUAUUAAGCUGAUACCACAUGCACGCAUAUUAGUAGGCACUCCAUCUAACAGUUCAGCUGAUAUUAUAGCAACGCGCUUAGUUGAAAGUAAUGCGUUGGAACCUGGCGAUUUUGUUCGAUUGGUGUCACAGAACAUAAUUGAAAAGGAACUUAUACCUGAUGAACUGCUGCGUUAUUGUGCCACCGCAGAUAUUGGCAUAGAUGGCACAUGCGAGAGUGCGAUGGUUACUACAGAAAGUGGAUUAAAGUUGAGAUGUCAGCAAAAAUUUCUUGGACGCCAUAAGAUUACCGUUAGCACAUGUACAACACUCGGUAAUUUCAUGCAAAUGGAUUUUGGCAAUGAUCAUUUCACACAUGUGAUUAUUGAUGAAGCAGGCCAGUGUACUGAGCCUGAAGUUAUGAUUCCGAUUGCCCAGAUUUCCAAGGGUAAAGGACAGGUUAUACUUGCUGGUGAUCCAAAUCAACUUCAACCAAUUGUUAUAAAUCGUUUAUCAAAUGUUUCUGGUCUAGCGCGAUCAUUUCUGAUACGUAUAUUAGCACACACGCCAUAUGUGCGUGAUAUAGCGCGAUUUCCAUCUACUUCGGGCUUUGAUCCACGAUUAGUAACAAAGCUACUAUACAGUUAUCGUGCAUUGCCAUCUAUACUUAAUGUAUACAACGAAUUGUUUUAUAAUUCGGAACUUAUACCUAUGGUGCAUGAAGUAGAAUCAAGAGAAGCAAAGCUACUUAAGCUUGCCAGAAGUUCACUACCAGCUAAUGCUAAGUUUCACCCGUCGCACGGCGCGUUUUUCUUUGGUUUACGAAGCGAAAAUAAACAAGAAACUGACUCACCAUCUUGGUUUAAUCCAUUGGAAGCAAAACAGAUAUUCUUUCGUUGUUUACGUUUAUAUCGUAUGAAUAUACAACCAGACCGAAUUGGCAUCAUAACACCAUAUGCAAAGCAAGUCAAGCAUUUAAGAAAUAUCUUUCUUAGCGCAGAGAUAUCCAUGCCUAAAAUUGGUUCAGUUGAAGAGUUUCAAGGACAGGAAAGAGAUAUCAUUUUAAUAUCAACUGUUCGUUCAAGUUCACGAAUGGUCGCUGGCGAUAUUCGACAUUCCUUAGGAUUUGUUAGAUGCUCAAAACGUAUGAAUGUAGCUAUAUCUCGUGCACGUUACUUGCUUAUUGUAUUUGGAAAUCCUCAUUUGCUAAUGUAUGAUCGUUCAUGGCGUUCAUAUAUUUCCUAUUGCCUGGAUAAUGACGCUUACGAUGGGUGUGAUUUACCAGAACACCUGUUUCAUAAUGAUACUUAUAUUCAAGAUGAUGGUAGCCUUCAGAGUGAAAAGCAAAAUUUAAAUGAAGGUGAAAUUAAUGUUGCUGUUAAUGAAAACGGUAUAGAAAUAUAUGGAGGCAAAUAUAAGGAAACCAUAGCAAACCAGGAAAAAUUUCAAAAUAUUCACACAAAUGAUAUAGAUAUUCAUGGACAUGCUAAUAAUAAUGCCAAUAAAGCUGCAAAUGUUAGUAACGAAUUGCAUCAAGAAGAUAUAAUAAAUGCAAAUAAGGUUAAUCAAAUUAAUCCUCAUAUUAACCCUUUUAGAAAUGAUAACAAAUUGGUUAAAAAUAAUCCAUUAAAUAAAGAAAGAGGAAAGGAUAUAAAUAACAAAUCUUUGACAUAUGUUGAUAAGACUCAUUCUGAUGAUCGUGUUAAAACUGAUAAAUCUACUAUUAAAGAUAUUUCAGUUGUUUCAGAAAAACAGGAUGAUAAUAUCACUAACAAUAACUCUUAAUUCAUAUAAUAUAAACUAAAAUAACAACACCUUAUAGCUUUAACAACACUGAAAGUGAUAUGUUUUAUUACAAACAAAUUUAAAAUAAUUUUAAAAUAUAAUCUUAAAAUAACUACUAUUCCUCAUUGUAACAAUAUAUAUAUAUAUGAAGAUGUCGCAGAACGUAUAUAAU
Teleopsis dalmanni is the source of this 4570-nucleotide messenger RNA. RefSeq names its product probable RNA helicase armi. The record is from RefSeq and is a predicted model, not a curated record. The transcript has 8 exons. The coding region runs from base 466 to 4398 and encodes 1310 amino acids. Lineage: Eukaryota; Metazoa; Arthropoda; Insecta; Diptera; Diopsidae. Gene Ontology annotation, molecular function: helicase activity.